Messenger RNA from Pipistrellus nathusii (Nathusius's pipistrelle), 315 nucleotides. The record is from the annotation of a GenBank genome assembly. Lineage: Eukaryota; Metazoa; Chordata; Mammalia; Chiroptera; Vespertilionidae.
AUGUGCUUGGCUGCCCCAAUUGGCGGCGAGUUGAGUCCCUUGGGCCGGUCUGAGGCUGGGGGAAAGCCCACUGACCACCCCAGUGGCCCGGAGGAGGAGGAGGGGAGGUCGUGUGCACCCCGGAGGCUGGCCUCUGGGCACGAGCCCCUCUCCUGGGUGGAGUCUGGUUGCCACUGGGAUGGGGUGGGACCAGGGAGUCCUCGGGGGUGGGGGUGUGGAGGCCUGUGGGUCUACAGUGUGGAGCACUGGGCCUUGCCCAGCCAAGGGGGCAGAAAGAAGGGCCUGGUGCCCCUCUUUGCAGGGCAGCGCAGGUAG